This is a messenger RNA of Rotaria sordida, 2250 nucleotides long. NCBI's taxonomy places the organism in Eukaryota, Metazoa, Rotifera, Eurotatoria, Philodinida, Philodinidae. The record is from the annotation of a GenBank genome assembly.
AUGAGUAAUAGACAACCUCUUUUAAAUGCAUCUAAUAAAUCAUCUAUUAGUGAUGAUGAUGAAAAUAAUGGGAACAAGAAACAGCUUUCGAUCAAUAGGUUUCUUGAUUGGCAUCGAUACUUCAGUACGAAGAAAAAAGAUAAAUAUAUUGAAUUAGACGAUGAUACCGAAUAUAGUGACAAAGAUACAGCAAUUGAUGCUUUUCAUUUCGGAAAUGACUCAAAUGUCAAUGAAAUAGAUGUAUGGAAAGAAGACACAGAACCAAUUUAUGAUAUCAAUGGUGAUAUUGAAUUUAACAAUGUUAACUUUACUUAUCGAUCUCGGGAAGAUACACCAGCUCUGCAUAAUCUUUCUAUUAUUGCUCAUGCUGGUCAGACAACUGCUCUUGUAGGUUCAAGUGGCUCUGGAAAAAGUACAUGUAUAUCACUUUUUCUUCGUUAUUAUGAACCUUCGUCGGGUCAAAUAAUGAUUAAUAGCCGACCAAUAACAGACUAUUGUGUUAAACAACUUCGGCAAUACAUUGGGAUUGUUAGUCAAGAACCCAUUCUGUUUAGUAUGAGUAUUUAUGAAAAUAUUCGUCUUGGUAAAGUAGAUGCAACACAAGCAGAAAUUGAACAAGCAGCACAAGAAGCAAAUGCACAUAAUUUCAUCAUGCAAUUACCAAAUAAAUAUGAAACAUUUGUUGGUGAACGUGGUAUACAGUUGAGUGGUGGUGAAAAACAACGUAUUGCAUUAGCUCGUGCCCUUGUCAAACAGCCUACAUUUCUUUUACUUGAUGAAGCAACAAGUGCACUUGAUAAUAUUAGCGAAAAAAUUGUUCAAGAAGCGCUCGAUCGAACGUGUAAAGGUCGUACAACUAUUGUAAUUGCUCAUCGUUUGACUACAAUUCAAAAUGCUCAUCAAAUAUAUGUAUUAGAUAAUGGAACUGUGAUUGAACAAGGUACACAUGAAAUAUUGAUGGCAAAAGAAGGAGCAUGUGUACUUAGUGGAGCAACUCAACCAAUGUUCGCAUUUUUACUUGCCAAAGUAGUUGAUGCAUUCAAAUAUUGUUCAUCCUCUGAACGAAAUCGUCAAGUGAUGAUUAUCAGUUCUCUUUUUUUACUUACGGGUGCUCUUUUAUUUAUUUUUCGUUUCAUUCAAUAUACAGCUUUCGUCAUAUCAGGAUCGAAAUUGGCACAACGUAUUCGUUCGAAAGCAUUUGCAUGUCUUCUUCGUCAAGAAGUUGCUUAUUUCGAUCGACCUGAAAACAAUUCUAAUACCAUUUGUACUCGUCUUUCUUCUGAUGCAACAGCUCUUGCUGGUGAAGUUAUUCACAAUAUGCGUACAAUGAAACAACUGUCAGUAGAAAAGGAAGUUCUACGACAAUAUUCCGAACUUAUUCAUCCGACACUAAUGUCUAGCCGUAUCGCUUCAUCAGUUUCAAGUGCUGAAGCGUUUUUUGAUUUAUUUGAUCGAAUACCAUCUAUCGACAAUACAUCUACUGAAGGACAAGAAUUGGUUGAUUUUCAUGGCGAGAUAACAUUUGAUCAAGUCAAAUUUAUCUAUCCAACUCGGUCAACAUCUAUUAUUCUUAACGCAUUUCAAUUGAAUAUCAAACCAACUCAAUGUGUAGCUCUUGUUGGAGCAUCUGGAUGUGGGAAGUCAACAAUUAUUCAACUGUUAGAACGAUUUUAUGAUGUUACAAGUGGUCAAAUACUUCUUGAUGGCAUUGAUAUUCGAAAACUAAACCUUGAUUCGGUUCGUUCUCAUUUUGGCCUUGUCAGUCAAGAACCAAUUUUGUUCGAUUUAACGAUUGCUGAAAAUAUAGCAUAUGCCUUAGAAAAUAUUUCAAUGGAAGACAUUAUCAAUGCAGCACGUAGAGCUAAUAUUCAUCAAUUUAUUGAGCAACUGCCUCAGGGUUAUGAAACAAAAGUAGGAUUGAAAGGCAGUUUCUUGUCAGGUGGUGAGAAGCAACGUAUUGCUAUUGCUCGUAUUCUUCUUCGUCGACCUAAAGUAUUGCUCUUAGAUGAAGCUACGAGUGCCAUGGAUUCAUACAAUGAACAAAUUGUACAAGGUGCUCUUGAACAAGCUCAAACAGAAGAUUCUAGUCGAACAUCACUUAUUGUUGCUCAUCGUCUAUCAACUAUUCGUUCAUGUGAUUUGAUUUAUGUACUUGAUAGAGGACAUAUAGUAGAAAGUGGUACUCAUGAAGAAUUGAUACAAAGACAUGGAGCUUAUUAUGAUAUGCUUGUUCAAAACAAUUUACAAUGA